Molecule: messenger RNA, 2665 nt
Organism: Harpia harpyja (harpy eagle)
Lineage: Eukaryota; Metazoa; Chordata; Aves; Accipitriformes; Accipitridae
Gene: KCNK15
Product: potassium two pore domain channel subfamily K member 15
Exons: 2
Coding region: 72-1268 (398 amino acids)
Biological process (GO): potassium ion transmembrane transport; stabilization of membrane potential
Cellular component (GO): membrane
Molecular function (GO): potassium ion leak channel activity
Source: RefSeq, a predicted model, not a curated record
GGGGGCGGCGGGGGGCGGCGGGCGCGGGGCCAUGCGGAGCCCGGGCUGAGGCGCGGCGGCCGCCCCUCGCCAUGAAGCGGCAGAACCUGCGCACGGCCGCGCUCAUCCUCUGCAUCUUCUCGUACCUGCUGGUGGGCGCCGCCGUCUUCGAUGCGCUGGAGUCGGAGGCGGAGAGCGGCCGCAAGCGGCUGCUGGAGCAGAAGCGCGGGGAGCUGCGGAGGAAGUACCGCUUCUCCGCCGAAGACUACCGGGAGCUGGAGCGGCUGGUGCUGCAGGCCGAGCCGCACCGCGCCGGGCGGCAGUGGAAGUUCGCCGGUUCCUUCUACUUCGCCAUCACGGUCAUCACCACCAUCGGCUACGGGCAUGCUGCCCCGGGCACGGAUGCCGGCAAAGUUUUCUGCAUGUUCUACGCCAUCCUGGGCAUCCCCCUGACGCUGGUCAUGUUCCAGAGCCUGGGGGAGCGCAUGAACACUGUUGUGCGGCUACUGCUCAAGAAAAUCAAGAAGUGUCUGGGCAUGAGGACAACCAAUGUCUCCAUGGAGAACAUGGUCCUAGUCGGCUUUCUGUCCUGCAUGGGGACCCUGUGUAUCGGCGCAGCAGCCUUCUCUUAUUUCGAGGGCUGGACUUUCUUUCAUGCCUAUUACUACUGCUUCAUAACUUUGACCACUAUUGGCUUUGGAGACUUUGUCGCUCUGCAGAAGAACGAGGCUUUGCAAAAGAAGCCCCCGUAUGUGGCUUUCAGCUUCAUGUACAUCCUGGUGGGCCUGACUGUCAUCGGCGCCUUCCUCAACCUGGUGGUGCUGCGGUUCCUGACGAUGAACUCUGAGGACGAGCGGCGGGAUGCUGAAGAGCGAGCCUCGCUGAGGAGAGCCCGCAACAACAUCCACCUCAAGCCGAAAGAGGACAGCCGGAGCAGCAAUGCCAUUUUUCUCCCCGUGGAGGACAGGACGAGCCAGAUGAACCUCAUCCCGCUGAUCCAGGAGGAUGCGGAGAGGCAGCGGCGCCAGUCGGCCAACUCGGCAGCCGCAGUCCCCUCCUUCUGCACAUGCUUGUGCUACAGACCUCAGCUGUGCGGCAGCCCGGUGCCCUCCCACCCCGAGACCCUGAGCUGCCACACCAACCCAGUGUAUUACAACUCCAUUUCCUACAAAAUUGACGAGGUCUCCCUGAGCACGCGGGGUCAGACCGGCUCUUCCCCAGGGAGCACUUUAUCAUCCAACAGCCCUCGCUGCCGGCAACACCCCCGGCUGCGGAGGAAAUCCAUCUAGGAGCGCGUGCCGAGCUGUACUCAGUGCUCGAGUCUUACUAUGAUGAUAAAUUAAGAACAGAGGUGUCAGGUCCUUCUUACUGCUCUCAUUUCUUCUGUUCCUCUCCCCUUUCAGCUGGCAGCCAGCCCCACGCAGGAUCCAGCAGGAGCCUUUAAGCCCUGUUGAGAAAUAAUCAUUCCUUUUUGCAGGCCCUGAAUGACAUUGUUAGUUUUUCUUUGCUUUUUCCUCCCAAGUAGGUUCAAGCAUUUGGGUCUGGCAAGAGGGCCUCCCGAUGUGACGUCCAGCAAGCUGUAGGUUUGCUUUCCCGCCUCCCUGCUCCCCAAACGGAGGCAUCGCUGCCCUCCCACGCUGCCUAACCUUGGCUGUGGCCGCUGCCAGCACAUGCCUCUUGCUACAUGGGCUGGAUUGCACUUGCUGAGAGCAUAUCAAAAGCAAAGCCCAUGUUAGUGAGCCCUGCAGGGUUGGUGAACUUUAAGUCAUCCCCUGACCCCAGGUGCAGGUAAGUCGGUGCCACGCAGGAGGUUUGCAGUUGGUGGGUGGGCAGGGAGAGGUGGGCAGGAGGGGAUGGGCUGCAGUCCUGCCACUCAGCACAUGGGGACAGCUUCAUGGCACUGCAUCUCCCAUGACCAGCCCUUCAGGUCUAAGCUCAGGCUUGUGGCUGACUUUUGGAAGCUGGAGGUCCAUACACUCACCCCCUUACCCACCAGCACACCUUACCUCGCUACUGGUAAGUCCUCCAGACUGAGCUGGCUGGUGGGGUGCUGUGUCCCAUUUGCAGGGGAAGCUGAACUCCUCCAGCCCAGCCAUAGCCCUCCUCUGUGAUAAGCCCGGACUGUGCUAAGGGCGCAGCCCCAGGGAAAGCCUCCCUGAACCAUAUAGAGCCACCCGCAAAGGGUUUGGCCCUGAUGAGAUCAUUAGCUAAAAUUCCUUCACCACCUUUCCUCCAGCUGGCAGGCCAGCAAGCGUGCCUGUUCCUUGCCUCCUCCCAGUCCCCACGAGCCCAUGGUUUGUGCUCUUUGCUGCUGGGGUCAUCAGAGACGGGGUGAUCCCAUCUUGGUGUGUGUCCCCAGGCGGGAUGCAGUACCCACACAGCCCCACUUGGAAGGCUGUUUCCAGCUGGUGCCCCCUGAUGUGGCUGGCGUCCAUCCUGCCUGUCUGCAAGAAAGCAGGACUGGGCUCUGACAGCGGCAGCAGCUCUGUUUCACUUUUUUCCCCCAAUAAAUGGACAUUUCCACUCUUAGUUCUACCUAAAAUACCCUCUGAGGGGGGUUUCCUGGAGGAAAAUCCCCUUUUCCUGGUGGGGAAGGCGUGUAGAGUGCCAGUGUUGGGAAGGCCUCAGGGCAGGCUUUGCUCUCUCCUCUUUUUGUUCUGGGCAAUUUAAUAAAAGGUGAAUCCAG